Molecule: messenger RNA, 2403 nt
Organism: Porites lobata
Lineage: Eukaryota; Metazoa; Cnidaria; Anthozoa; Scleractinia; Poritidae
Source: the annotation of a GenBank genome assembly
AUGGAAGGACCAACUUUUGAGGAAUUUAAAGAUUGUGCUAUCACUUUAGCGGGUCUUGUGGGUUUACAGUUGCCAUGCCUUGUUUCUCGAGUAUCACCAAAGUCCCCGCUUGCUCAACUUCAGUAUCUUGGUUUCCCCUUCAACAUGUCUGCGGUGACCUUGAACAGGCACUUUUCUUUCUCGCCCGAAAAUCUCAAUCAAGGACGUUAUCACACGGUCGUCACUAAUCUUUUUCAUCAUGCCGGUAAGGCUGAGUGUCAUUUAGCUACAGAUAGUAGCAGGCCGUGAUAUCAACUCGCUUAUUCGCCGAUCAAUUCAAAACUUCAACAUCCCCGAGCAGGGUGGGCGUAAUGUUGAAGUUUCGAAUCAGUUGAUCGGUGCAUUAUUAAAUAGAUCAUGGCAAAUAAUUUAUCAAUUAAUCAGGGCCAAUAUUUUAAGGAUGUUGUAAUUAUCCAAGUAUCAGAUGGAGCAUGUUUAGCAGGAAGAAAAUACUUGCGGUUGUGAGCUUAGAAAAGAGUCUAAAUUGACUUCAUCAAAAGUGUGAGGGCCAAGGGAGGUAUCAGUGGGGUCAAAAAUUAAAACCAAAAAGGUCCUUGAAAUUGGAAGUGAAACCCAAACUUUCCCGUGAACCUUAAUUACAGCGAAAUCUGUUGUAUUGCGCUACGCGUAUUGCAAACUUCAAAGCGAUUUUGGGUUUUCUGUUCCGUCAAUCAUUUUAGUGAAGGCAGGGUUAAUACAAAUCACAAUAACAUGCUUUCCCAGCUUGGCUGAGAAUGACUGUACACUGUUCAAGAAUAGCAAAGGAAAUUGUGAUGGUGAGCAGAUUUUUCGUCAAAGGAAGGAGGCAGAUGUUGCUUUACUCUUGCAAGUGACAAGAAUAAGAAAGAUCAGAAAAAUCUGCGAAGCAAACUUAACUAGUCGAUUAUUGCCCAAAACAGGACGAUCACAACUUAAGCAACGAACCUUGAACACAAAACAAACAAAAUGGAUCAAAAUCCACCAAUCACGAAUCACAAACCAUGAUCUUUUGAACUGGAACAAGUAAACAUGUGUUUCCUAAGAGGUCCACUAGGAUGAUUGAUGGAACAAAAACCCAAAAAUCCUUCGAAGUUUGCAAAACGCACGGCGCGAUACAAUGAAUUUCGCCAUAAACCUAAGAAAUUCCCAUUCUAAAUUUCAAGAAUGAUCUCAUCAACAUUGGGACUUGAAUCCAAGGCACACUGAUGGGAGGUGAGAUGCUCUCACCACUGCGUCACCCUUACUCUGAUUAUCAGAAUGUCCACUAAGGUCUGGUUCAAUUGUCAUUAUCCUAUUAACAGUAAAUUAAGUUUGAAAUUGGCAUGAUGUCAUGCCAAGUAGUUAAGAGUUGGCUUGCAAGCUAGGAUUCAUACCUUGCACUGAACUCAAUAAUGUUAUUGUCAAAAUUUAUUUGCAAUGAGCCAUCGUAUAUAAUAAUACAUGAUAAAUUGUCAUCUUGUAGUUAGCACAAAUUAUACUAAGUUUGGUGUUUGAAUCAACUGUAUAUUAACCACAUUUUGUCUCGAGCUUAUUUUAAUAUUUUUUUGAGUUUGGUACAAUGAUAGCACAUUAUUUUGUACCAGGCCUCACAGGAAUGAAAAAUACAGUUUAUGGAAAGUUCAAAAAAUUAUUAUUCAACUUUUGUCAAGGUGGCCUUACUGAUUGCUUAUGAAAUUGUCCUUGAACAGACCAGCUUUGACCAUUGUUAAUACCACUAUAUCUUUCACAGAUGAACAACAUCUUAUGAGCAACUUGGGGGUACUCUUACCAGAUGGAUAUCGCAUCCACAGGAGAUUUGGUCGCAUGCACUUGUUAGGUUUAUUUCUUGGGGGAGGAGUGGCAGGAAAUCUUUCUCAACUUUGUUUUUACAUUUUUCAUCAAAUGAGAUGGGACAAUUUUCUACCAUCUCCAAAGUCAUGGGGAAUUCUUGGAGAUUAUUUUGGAAGUAAAGCUGAAGCCAUUCAGACUAUGGCAAUGGAUAAAAUCUACACUUCGGUGUAUGGGAAUGCUCUGUGCAUCGGUGCUAGUGCUGCAGUGUGCUCAAUAAUUGCUGUUGAAACUUGUGCCAAUGUUGUUUCAUUAUAUGAUAAGUACAUGGAACUGAGGAGAAGACGAAGGAUGGGAAGAGCCAAUCAAGAGUGGGACACUCGCGUAAUGCAGCAAGUAAUAUAUGAAGUGUGCCAUUUAGGACUGGUAGUUGGAAUCGUAAUCAAUGAUUUGUUGCCCCUACUUGCUAGUGCAGAGUCUGGCAAAGGAAUUAUUGAUUCUCUUAUGGCUUAUCAGACACAUGGAAUUGGUCAUGCAGCACACCUUGGUGGUUUCGUAUUUGGUGUUAUUUAUUAUAUAGCUAUGUUGUCAGGUUACAGAGGGCUGUUUUUCAGGUGA